GGCUAUGAUUAUUUGCUUGAAUGCUUAUCUGUACUAGCUUAGAUAUAGCACUAUCAAGAGUAGAGAUAUGGAGACAUUGAAGUCAAACACAGCUCCUUCUGCUGCAAUGGCCACCAUAGGAUUCUCUGAGAUAGUCUUAAUGCUUCUCUUGUUCAUCUUUCUAUGGCGCUUGAUGAGAGAGAAUUGGCACAAAAGCUCAUUACCCACAAAUUGGCCUUUCGUUGGUAUGUUGCCCGGGCUACUUCGUAACGCUCAUCGUCUCCAUGAGUUUGCAACCGAUGUUAUUAGAGAAAGUGGAGGCACUUUUGAACUUAAAGGCCCAUGUUUUGCCGAUAUGGACAUGGUGGUCACUGCUGACCCUGCCAAUAUCCACCAUAUCUUAAGCAGAAACUUUUCAAACUACCCAAAGGGCCCUGAAUUCAGAAAGAUAUUUGAUAUUCUGGGAGAUGGGAUUUUCAAUGCCGACUCGGAAUUGUGGGAAAUUCAUCGGAAAACCACCAUGUCACUGAUCAACCACACCAAGUUUCAAAAUCUGCUAGAGAAAUCUGUCUGGCACAAGGUGGAAAAAGGGCUAAUCACAGUCCUGGAACUAGUCUCAAAGCUUGAUGUAGAGGUGGAUUUGCAGGAUCUAUUUCAGAGGUUCACUUUUGAUAGUGUUUGUACACUGGUCUUGGACUACGACCCCUGCAGUCUCUCCACUGAUUUGCCAUACAUACCUUGCGAAAAGGCAUUCAACGCGACUGAGGAGGCACUGUUGCACAGGCACAUAUUGCCAGAAAGUCUUUGGAAGUUGCAAAACUGGCUUCAAAUUGGUAAAGAGAAAUACCUGAGUAAGGCCUCUAAAACUUUUGAUCAGUUUAUAUUCAACUGUAUAUCUAUGAAGCGCGAAAAGUUGAGUAAAACAGAAGAGUCAAAAGGCCAAGAGGAGGAAUUUGACAUGUUGACAGCUUUCAUGAAAGCCUACGACAAAGAAAAUAGUGGUAUAUCUGGGGAUACUGGUAAGUUUCUGAGAGACACCAUAUUAAAUUUGAUGAUUGCUGGGAGAGACACCACAAGUACAGCCCUCACUUGGUUUUUCUGGCUCCUUGGAAAAAACCCUUUUGUAGAAAUCAAGAUCCUGAAAGAGAUUGAAACAAAAUUGCAAGUGAAACCAGGCCAGAAAUGGAGGUUUUUCAAUGUGGAAGAAUCGCGAAAACUUGUAUACCUGCAUGGAGCUUUGUGUGAAUCUUUACGGCUAUUCCCACCAGUUGCAUUGGAGCACAAGGCGCCGGCUCAACCAGACAUCCUUCCAAGUGGCCAUCGGAUUGAUCAGAAUCAAAAGAUAGUGCUAUCUUUCUAUUCCAUGGGAAGAAUGGAGACAAUAUGGGGCAAAAAUUGCUUGGAAUUCAUCCCCGAGAGAUGGAUUUCCGAGCGAGGAGGAAUCAAACAUGAACCAUCUUUCAAGUUCCCGCGUUUAAUGCAGGACCUAGGACUUGUUUAGGUAAGGAGAUGGCUUUCAUUCAAAUGAAAAUGGUUGCCACCACCAUUAUACAUAAUUACCAAGUUGAAGUGGCAGAAAAUCAUCCUAUUUCCCCCAGUGAUUCCAUCAUACUUCAAAUGAAGAAUGGUUUGAAGGCCAAAAUCGCCAAAAGAAGCGGGUAAGUAGUGAAAGGAUCAAACAUGCGUAGUGAAUAAGAACUCAAUGGGGAGGUGAUGAUACAUUCUAAUGUAUUAUCGGUAUGGUAUUGGGCCAAAUUGUACUAAAUUUAAAUAUGCCAGUAAAGUAAUGUUUUUUAAACCAUUUAUGUAUUUUUGUGUUAUAUGUGCAAAUAAAUGUAUUACAUA
Ilex paraguariensis (yerba mate) is the source of this 1824-nucleotide messenger RNA. The record is from the annotation of a GenBank genome assembly. Lineage: Eukaryota; Viridiplantae; Streptophyta; Magnoliopsida; Aquifoliales; Aquifoliaceae.